AUGCCGGGGUCACAGCACACAGCGGAGCUCCUUUCGGGGUUGAAAUCCUGCGGGAGCUCCAAGGAUUUAGAGAAGGGAAGGGUGCUCCACGAUCGCGCCAUCCAGAGCGGGGUUUGCUCCAAUCUCUACGUUUCUUGCAGCUUGAUCGGCAUGUAUGGGAGGUGUGGCAGCCUGGUUGAGGCGAGGAGGGUGUUUGACAGGAUGCCUUGCCACAAUGUAGUGGCCUGGAACGCUUUCAUCUUGGAACACGCAGAGAAUGGCGAAGAAUCUCGUGCUCUGGAAGCCUUCUCAUGGAUGGAAAGCCAGGGUUGCGCACCGGAUUCCGGGACAUUCUUUGCAGCGAUCAAGGCUUGCUCUGCUCUAGCGGUCAGAGAAGAAGCGAGACUCAUCGGUGGGAAGAUGAUCAAGCUGGAAGCUCUGGAACAAGGCAUGAGAAUCCACUCUCGAGCUAAGAGAAGCGGCAAAGAUGAUCACGUAGCGAGCUCGCUGGUGGAAAUGUACGCAUACUGUGGAAGAAUGGUGGAAGCAUGCAUGGUUUUCUAUAGAAGCUCCCGGCACAGUGUCAUCUCGUGGACUGUUCUAGUGCUCGGGUACGUAGCAAACGGGGAGAGUGAGCUAGCACUCGAGGUUUUUGGCAGUAUGGGAGCUGGAGAGAUCAAGCCGGAUGGUCGAUGCUUUGGCGCAGCAGUGAAAGCUUGCUCCGAUUUGGCUGGGAGAGAAAAGUGGGGAGAAGCUUUGGAUGGAACGGCUGUAAAAGUUAGCGCUCUGGGAAAAGGGAGAGGAAUCCAUCGCCAAGCGAGACGAGUGCUGGAUGUUUUCCUGGGAAAUGCUCUGGUGGAUAUGUUUGCGAAGUGUAGGAGCAUGGCUGAUGCCCGAGGAGUUUUCGACAGGAUGCCUUCCCACAAUGUGGUCUCGUGGAACACGCUACUGGUGGGAUACGUAGACAAUGGAGAAGCAGAGCUGGCGCUGGAAAGCAGCGGAUUCCUUGACGUUUGUCGCAGGUUUGAAGGCCUGCAUUGGAUUAGCAGCGAAAGAAGAAGCCACAAGCUUUGA
Selaginella moellendorffii is the source of this 1053-nucleotide messenger RNA. Its product is annotated as putative pentatricopeptide repeat-containing protein At3g15130. Gene Ontology annotation, biological process: RNA modification. Lineage: Eukaryota; Viridiplantae; Streptophyta; Lycopodiopsida; Selaginellales; Selaginellaceae. The record is from RefSeq and is a predicted model, not a curated record. The transcript has a single exon. Bases 1 to 1053 code for a protein of 350 amino acids. Gene Ontology annotation, molecular function: protein binding; RNA binding.